AUGGUUAGACGGAUUCUAGUAUUUGGUGCCACUGGCAACCAAGGCGGUGCCGUGGCUCGACUCCUCUUCCAGCACCCGAGAAGCUACAGUGUGCGAGCUGUGACUCGCAAUCCCAGUUCACAUGCGGCUAGAGCCAUCGAAGCGCAGGGUGCCGAGGUCAUCAAGGCUGACUUGACCGUCCCAUCGAGCCUUCCACCAGCAUUCGAAGGAUGCUGGGGCGUUUUUGGGGUCACCAACUUUUACGACUCGAACAUCAAAGAUGACCCCAGCAGUGAGGAGCAGCAGGGCAAGAACCUCGUGGAUGCGGCUGCUGCUGCCGGGACGGUCGAGUGUCUUGUUUGGUCGACCCUGCCGAGCUCCAAGCAGAUAUCGGGCGGCCGUUUUGUCAGCCAGAUCUAUGAGGGCAAGCACCAUGUCGACGACCAUAUCCGACAGCGCAACUUCCCAGCCUGUUUCCUCUACACGGGAAAUUUCUAUGAAAGUGCGUACAGCUUGUUCCCGGCCGGCAAGGCGAGCAGGUGGCUGAUUAACACUGAUGAAGAUAUGAUCCUGCGCUCGCACAUGAGAUACGACCCCGCCAUCUCAGACACUAUAGAGUUUCAGCAGCCUAUUGUCGAAGCCGACACACAACUUGCCAUGCUUUUCGUAGAGAAGGACCUCUCGGCCAUUGCAAAGGCGGUUUUUGACCAGUGGGACUCCAAGAAAGACCAGCUCAUUCACACGUAUCUGUACUGCUGUAAUGCUAGGGUUUCCCCGAACGAAAUUGUGGCCUGUGUGGAGAGGAUCACAGGGAAGCCCACGAUUUACAAGAAGCUAGAGUCAACAGGAUGGAGAGAUAGGGAUAUAAUGUUCCAACUGUACAACGAAUGUGGUAUGUACAGUGGCAAGGAAAUCCCCGACCAGAAUGUCUUGGCUCUCGGGGUGGACUUACACGGCGUCGAGCAUUUUGUGCGGAGCCGACUACUUCCUCAUCUGGGGCUGGCCGCCAUCGGAAACUGA
This is a messenger RNA of Diaporthe citri, 999 nucleotides long. RefSeq lists its product as uncharacterized. NCBI's taxonomy places the organism in Eukaryota, Fungi, Ascomycota, Sordariomycetes, Diaporthales, Diaporthaceae. The record is from RefSeq and is a predicted model, not a curated record. The coding region runs from base 1 to 999 and encodes 332 amino acids. The transcript is spliced from 2 exons.